Messenger RNA from Emys orbicularis (European pond turtle), 1001 nucleotides. RefSeq names its product cytochrome b-c1 complex subunit 7. The coding region runs from base 88 to 423 and encodes 111 amino acids. NCBI's taxonomy places the organism in Eukaryota, Metazoa, Chordata, Testudines, Emydidae. The transcript is spliced from 4 exons. The record is from RefSeq and is a predicted model, not a curated record. Gene Ontology annotation, biological process: mitochondrial electron transport, ubiquinol to cytochrome c.
GCGCAAACGGAAAAGAGCCCGUACGGGUCACGUGACGCUGGGAAUCGGUAGUUUACCCAGAAGCCUGCGCUUCUUUUUGAGGUCAAGAUGGCGGUGAGGGCACCAGUUUCAGCAAGUGGUCGAAUGUUAGAAGGCUUUCGCAAAUGGUAUUACAACGCAGCUGGAUUCAACAAACUUGGAUUAAUGCGAGAUGAUACCAUAUAUGAAAAUGAUGAUGUAAAAGCAGCACUGAAGAGGCUUCCAGAAAAUGUUUAUAAUGAACGACUAUUUCGCAUCAAGAGAGCCCUUGAUUUGAGUAUGAAACAGCACAUUCUUCCUGAAGAACAAUGGGUGAAAUAUGAAGAGGAUAAAAAGUAUCUGGAACCAUAUCUGAAAGAGGUAAUCCGUGAACGACUUGAAAGAGAAGAGUGGGACAAGAAGUAACUGCUGGGGAGAUGCUUCAUGCAAACUGCUGCAUUUCUUUCUAACAGAUAUUUUAAUGUUAUGAUAAAAAUCUGUUGGGAAGAAAAUCUGAGGCUGAAGAAACAUUUUGUUCACUGAAUUUGUCAGUCCAACUAAAAUAAACAUGUCAAAGUACAAAAUCUAGUUGGAAACUUUUUUGUAAAUUAUAACAAACCAGUGUUCAGACCUUUCCUACAAUCAGAUACAUUGCAUAUCCUCACAUGAAUAUGUAGUCUUCAUUCCAGCCUCUUGAUUCAUACUCGUCAUAGUACAGCUGCUUCCUGCAGCUGGGAGGGUAGGUAAGCAAAAGUCUUUGGGUGUUUAUGCCAGCUCCUCUAUUUAAUUUAUAAAAGGGAUACUUAUACAUGGAGUGAUAGGCUUAUACCCUUCAUCGCCUCUCUUCCCUGGAGACAGGAAUACUAUGAUGCAUGCUUGAGUACUUAUUCAACAGCAUUAUGUAACUGUGUGUGUGUGUGUACCCAAGCACAUGGAAUACUACAGGAAUGGAAUGGAAUUUGAGUGAUUUGUUAAUCACAGAAUAAAGAUGAUUGCCUCAGUUU